ACGAAGAUCAGGAACAAUUGAAGUGUUUUGGAGCGAGGCGUUAUAGCUGGCGGCUAAGUGUUAGCCGCCUCGUAACAUUCCAUUGUCAGCAGCCGGGCUGAGCUAGCCGUGCUAGCCGGUCAGCGGCUGGUGAAAGGACGACUACUUUACACCAAGCCGAUGUUCACGCUUUAUCGUCACAUAUCGUGAUACGUUUUCGAACCUCCAGCGAGCGUGUUCGAGUUCGGAGUGAAGCGGCUCUUUCGCGGCGGGCUGCUGUGUGCGCUCCUUGUUGGGCUAAUGCUAAUGCUAGCGGCGGAGGCAGCUGCUUCUGGUUUAGCAUUAGCAUUAGCUCGUCACGGGUUGUCCUCAAGUUUUGCCUCAAUUUUAGCUCACAAACCAACAAAUGCUUGUUAGUGUGUUUUCUGUCUGUUGUGCAUGUGUUCUUGUAAGGCGUGUGAGAUUGUGACGUUUUUUUUUCCUGUUGUGUGCGUAGUUGUAACGUGUGUGCGUGUAAUUGUAGGAUGUUUUUUCAGUCGUGUGAUUGCCUGGUUGUAACGUGAGCGUUAUUGUGACUUGUUUUUCCAUGUGUGUGUGUGAGAAGUUUUUUUCUAAUAUGUGUGUGAUGUUUUUUUCUGUUGUGUGUGAAUGGUUGUAUCGUGUGUAUUAUUGUGACAUGUUUUUUUUCCUGUUGUGUGUGUGAGAUUGUGACGAGUUUUUGUGUGUGAGAGAGAGGUUGCGACGUGAUUGUGAUGUAAUCACAAGAGUGGUCCAAUCAUGUUCGUCUCUUCUCCAUCACACAACAACACACCCGUUUGGAGAAUUGAUUGAUUGAUUGGGAAUUGGGUGUGUGUGUGUGGGUGUCCUGGGCAAUAUUGUUAUCUGAUUGAAUGUUGUUGUCUGUCCACAGAGACCCCCCCCCCCCCAUGAAUCCUCUCAAUCAGAUGAAGGGCGGACUGGCCAGCAACCCACACAGCGAGGGUCCGUACGGGUACGAGCCCCCCGGAUGGCAGCAGCCCACCAACCAGCCCCCGGGGUCCCUGUCGGUGGUCACCACCGUGUGGGGGGUCACCAACCCCUCGGCCACUCAGGGCCUGGGCAGCGGUGUGAUGGGGCCCGGGGGCAACCCGGCCGGUGCGCCCGUGAUGCAGGGCCCCGGCGGUCCAUCCGUGGCGGGGGGCUACGUGGGCGAGCAGAGCUAUGGGGAACCCAACAACAAGGCCUACCUCAACCAAGGCGUGUACGGCCGGCCCAGCGGGGGAUAUGUGGGCGGAUACCCGGGAAGCUACCCCCCCAAUCCCAGCGGGUCCAGAGGGGCGCCGGACUUCACGCAGGCGGCGGCCGCCGCCGUGGCCGCCGCCGCCGCCACGGCCACCGCCACGGCCACUGCCACCGUGGCCGCCAUCCAGGAGAAGCAGAACCAAGAAAUGAACUAUGGACAGAUGGUCGGCCCCUCGUACAACAACCAGUUCAUGGCCCACUCGGUGCCGCGCGCCCCUCCCGGAAUGUCACCCGGAGGCAUGGGGCCGGGGCCCGGACCCACCAGGGGCCCCACGUACGGGCCCGGAGGCCCCCAGAGGGUCACGCAACACCAGAACUACGCACCCGUGCCGCAUCAGGCUCAUCUGCGGCCCCCGCAGGGUCUGAAGCGCGCCUACAACUCAGAGUCUUUCCCGGGGGUGUCUCAGCAGUACAGCGUUCCUGUUGGUUUCGGUCCUGGCGGAGCCGCCGGUUCCGUGCUGGGUUCGGGCGGGGGCGGACCACCUGGACCCGGCUCGUACUCUCAGUACCACCCAGGUGCUGGUGGUCCAGUCCCGGCCCCCUCCUACCAGAAGAUGUCCCUCCCCCAGUGUCCCCCCAACUCCCAAUACUACAAGCAGGAGCCGUUCAACAGUCAGGGCGGAGCUUUAAGUGUGAUGUCAGCAGGGGGCACUGCAGGAGUCUACACCUCCUUUAACCAACCUUCUGGGCCUGGCCGAGGGUUAUCAACCUACCCGAACUCUCCGGUUCCCGGGAACCCGACUCCGCCCAUCACGCCGGGCAGCUCCGUGGCGCCGCCCUACAUGUCGCCCGGCAACAGUGACGUCAACAAACCCUCCUUUCUGCCCGACGUCAAACCGGCCCCGCCCACAGGUAACCCGAGCGACGACCUGCGUCUGACCUUCCCGGUGCGAGACGGCGUGGUCCUGGAGCCCUUCAGGUUGGAGCACAACCUGGCAGUCAGCAACCACGUCUUCCAGCUCAGAGACUCCGUGUACAAGACGCUAGUCAUGAGGCCAGACCUGGAGCUUCAGUUCAAGUGCUACCACCAUGAGGAUCGGCAGAUGAACACCAACUGGCCAGCCUCUGUCCAGGUGAGCGUGAACGCCACACCGCUGACCAUCGAGCGCGGCGACAACAAGACGUCGCACAAGGCUCUGUACCUGAAGCGCGUGUGCCAGCCGGGCAGGAACACCAUCCAGAUCACCGUCACCGCCUGCUGCUGUUCACACCUGUUCGUGCUGCAGCUGGUCCACCGUCCGUCGGUGCGUUCGGUCCUUCAGGGUCUGAUGAAGAAGAGGCUUCCCGCCGAGCACUGCGUCGCCAAGAUCAAAAGGAACUUCAGCAGCGGCACCAUUCCCGGGACCCCCGGGCUCAACGGCGAGGAUGGCGUGGAGCAGACGGCCAUCAGGGUGUCGCUCAAAUGUCCCAUCACCUUCAGACGCAUACAGCUGCCGGCCAGAGGCCACGACUGCAGACACAUACAGUGUUUCGACCUGGAGUCGUACCUGCAGCUCAACUGUGAGAGAGGAACAUGGAGAUGUCCCGUGUGCAACAGUAAAACGGCGCUGCUGGAGGGUCUGGAAGUGGAUCAGUACAUGCUGGGAAUCCUCAUCUACGUUCAGAACUCCGAGUACGAGGAGAUCACCAUCGACCCGGCGUGCCGCUGGAAGCCGGUCCCGGUCAAGCCGGACGUCCACGUCAAGGAGGAGUCGGACGGCCCGGUCCCGAAGCGCUGUCGGACCCUCAGCCCGAGUCACGUGGUGCUGCCCAGCGUCAUGGAGAUGAUCGCCUCCCUGGGCCCCGCCCCUUCCUCGGCGGGCGGACGCGGCGACACCCCCGACUACGCGGCGACAGCGUAUGCCGGUCCGCCGCCGUUCUCGGACUUGAGCGCGGGCCCCUCGACCCCGGGUGCGGUCGGGCGGGACUUCUCGUCGCCCGGCCCCCCGCCCCUCUCCUACCAGUCGGAGCUGCCCGCCGGCCUCCUCGCCGCCGGCGGCGGCUUGCCGGCGCCGGCGGGACAGAUGACUUGCCACCGCGUGCCCCUCCCUCAGCAACCGUCUGUCAGUCUCCACGGCAACCCCCAGGCGGGCGGGGGCGUCACCCACACGCUGCAGCAGCGGAGCGACCAUGACACUCGUCUCCAUGGCAACGCCUUUGGACUCGGGCCCGGCGCGGACGUUCCGGAAGCUUCUCUCGACCUGCUUCCCGAGUUGAGCAACCCGGAUGAGCUGCUGUCCUACUUGGGCCCGCCGGACCUCCCCAAUGGCGGCGGCGGCGGCGGCAACGACGACCUGCUGUCACUCUUCGAGAACAACUGAGCGGGCGCGUCCACCUGCGACCGUUCCUCGCUCGUCUAACCACAAUCAAGACUUUGAUUUGUUUUUGUUUUUUCAAAUUUCCUGUUCAAGUCCCCACCCCAAACAUCCUGACGUCCACGCGUCCGUGAACGCGUCACGGACGGAUUUGCUCGGAUUUUCGCGUCGCUGCGCCAAAGUUGGCGCUUGAAGCAAAAUGCCACCAAUCCGGGCAAACAAAUCACAAAAAUAUCCAUCCAGCUUUUUUUCCCCUUUUUAUUUUCUUUCUUUUUGUUCUGUUGGCACACAGCUAGCCCCCGCCUCCUCCGGGAGCUCCUCCGGCUCCCGCACGACGGACAGGAAGUGCACAAAAGUGGUACGGGCGACUUCCCGCUUCCCCGGUUUCGGUCGGACGCCGGUCGGGAGCCGUCGGAUCGGGUCGUCGCCCGGACUCGGACGCUCGUUUGUGUGCCGCUCUGCUCGUAAACAUGGCUGCUGACCUUGCUUCCUGGCAUGGUCAACCUCAUUUCCUGUCCGUGACACGGAUGUUGUGCCGUGGCUCAAUAAAGUCGACAUGAUUCCUAGUGCAAAAUUAAACAAAUAUGUUUCUUUA
Molecule: messenger RNA, 4149 nt
Organism: Phyllopteryx taeniolatus (common seadragon)
Lineage: Eukaryota; Metazoa; Chordata; Actinopteri; Syngnathiformes; Syngnathidae
Product: zinc finger MIZ domain-containing protein 2-like
Exons: 20
Coding region: 870-3560 (896 amino acids)
Biological process (GO): regulation of transcription by RNA polymerase II; protein sumoylation
Molecular function (GO): SUMO ligase activity; zinc ion binding
Source: RefSeq, a predicted model, not a curated record